AUGGCUGGCAAUAUGCGUGCUGCCCACUUCGAUGCAUUAGAAUUGAGAGACAGUCUGGACACUUGGUUCAAGACACAACUAGGGACGGACAAUAGAGAAGCAUUGUUGUUGGCUGAUACUCUAUUCUUUAACGCUACAAACCAGUCUCAUGCCAACGGCACCACAAAGAACCUGUUUCUGAGUUUGACCACAGAGGGGGCCUAUUCUUCCUCGAAAAGGUUGCUCUUCCUGAUGGACGUUGUUGGUCACUAUGUCAUCAAGAGGUUACAUUCCACAAUGUUGACUGUCACAGGAUGGCCGUCGCAGAUAUGGAGACAAGCAGUGAAGUUUUACGGACUUGCAGAUUUAUUAAAUUUCCUAUUCUUUUUAAACGGUGCAACCUCGAUCUCACCUCUCUAUACACUAUGCAAAGUGCACAUUACGUUAUCGAACGCACAACUGCGACCUGAAUACUAUCAGAACUCGAUGUUGGCGUCAGUGCAAUUGCAUAACAGACAACUACUUUGGAACUCAGUCCUGGAGCUGUUCAGUAUCCUAUUACUCAACCCAUGGUUCAACACUAGACUGAGAAGAGCCAUCAAAUCUUCAAGAACUUCUCCCAUAGAGAACCAUGGCGACAACUGCAUGAGCUGUGGUCUGUUUCCAACAAAUACACACUUUACAGACUGUUGCAGCUCGCUGUAUUGCUAUGCAUGUGUCCUGGACACACUCGACUUGCAACGUUGUAUUGUUUGCCAUAGCAAUAACUUCAAAGCCCUUCCGUACUACUAG
Tetrapisispora phaffii CBS 4417 is the source of this 771-nucleotide messenger RNA. RefSeq names its product ubiquitin-protein ligase peroxin 2 (gene PEX2). NCBI's taxonomy places the organism in Eukaryota, Fungi, Ascomycota, Saccharomycetes, Saccharomycetales, Saccharomycetaceae. Bases 1 to 771 code for a protein of 256 amino acids. The transcript has a single exon. The record is from RefSeq and is a predicted model, not a curated record.